Paramecium octaurelia is the source of this 325-nucleotide messenger RNA. Lineage: Eukaryota; Ciliophora; Oligohymenophorea; Peniculida; Parameciidae. The record is from the annotation of a GenBank genome assembly.
AAAAAAAUGGCAGAUCAAUCACAAGCUGAAUAUUUGAACUUAAAAGUUAAAUCCCAAGAUGGAGAGGAGGUUUUCUUCAAAAUCAAGAAACAAACCCAAUUCAAGAAACUAAUGGAUGCUUAUUGCUCAAGACAAAAUGUAAUUAUGAACUAAAUAUUUUAGCUUCAAAUCUAAAAUGUGAGAUUCCUAUUUGACGGCGAAAGAAUUUUGGAGACUCAAACCCCUGCUGAUGUUAGAGUUAUAUGAUAUAUAUUAGAUUGGAAUGGAGACGGGAGAUGAAAUUGACGUGGUUAUUGAGCAAGUUGGAGGUAUGAAAUGUGUAUGA